GAGGCACUGUGCCACUCACUCGUCAGAGAAAACCCACACAGUGCCAAUGGUCCUGAACUAGUGCCGCGAGAUCAGCCUUCAGGAGCAAGAGAACGCAGAUCAAGGGAGCUAUUACCUCAUCCUUCAAGAUAGCUCGUCGAAACAGCCAGAAGAUGUUCGGAAGGCUGAGGUCGACCUCGGAUGCCCCCGCCGUGACCUCUACGUCUUCCUACUCGAAGAAGGAGGAAGCGAGUAGGAAGGUGUCUACAAAUUCAGUCAGUUCCUCGGGGUUGACUCACUCAUCCUCGACCUCGCCAUCCUCAUCCUCCACCUCCACCUCGUCCUCCAAGCACCACCACCACCACCACCGCCAAGGUCAUCCUCAACAGCAAAUAAUGGACGACCUUUUAUCGUGUCCCGUGUGCUUGGAGGAAUACCAGGUGGAUAGUUCUGGCACUCGAGAGCCACUUUUCCUGCAGUGCCAUCAUAGUAUCUGCCGCGUGUGCCUGCCGAGGCUUGUCAAGUCGUACUCGGGACAGAGCAGGUUUUCCAGUAAAGAUAGUGCUGAACUCCCAUGCCCAGAGUGCCGCAUGGUGACCGUAGUGCCCCCUGGUGGUCUCACGCAGAACUUUUACCUCGUGAGUCUGAUUGAAACGCGGAGGAAGAAGAUCAAAGAACAAGAGAGUCGUCUGCGGGAUGUGGUGUCGAGAGUGUGACAGCGUAGCUCUCGAGAGUUGCUCCAACCACCAGGUCGUCCAUCUCUCGACGAUUUUGGCGAAUACAGUCGAGUCAUAUUGUAACAACAGGAAACACCUGACGACGGUCCUGCAGAACCGCGCCGAGAAGAAGGGCAAGGAGGCCCAGGAGGUGCAGGAGGCGGUGGAGCAGCUGGACCGCGCCGCAGCUGUCCUGAGGAGGAAGCUGGUGGCGAGGCUGGACCUGGCGACGCUCUCCCAGGCCACGGCGAACUCCCUUCUGCAGGAGAUUGAUAAGAUGAACCGUCGAGUCCAAGCUCAUGGGAAGCUCAUUGAACCCUCAUCAGCCAAGACGUCCUUAGAGGGAGGAGACCACGAAGGCGGCGGCGCAGGAGGUCCCGAAGGAGUGUCUGAGAGGAAGAUCUCACCGCCAGGGAAGGGAGAUUCCCCGGACGUGGCGGGCGUCCUCCUGAGCAGCAGCUUGAGAGAGACUCGUCUAGACUUGAGAGACGCCAACAAGGAGGACGUCGACCUCAUCUCCCUCGAGUACCAGACGUCCCCCUCGAGACAAGCUCCCCCCGUGCCGGCUCGGGCCUUCGAGACCAACCUCCAGUCGUCCUCCGCGACUUCUUCUCCUCCUUCCUCCUCCUCCUCGAGCACCCGCACCUCCCCCGUCCUCACACGCCCGCCGAGCACCUCCUACGACCACCUCAGCUGCCGAGAACAGGAGGCGAGGAUCCUGCUGCUGAAGGAAUGCCUGACCUCGCUCGACAAGAUGACCCUGAAGCAGGAGGAUCCGUCAAGGGGAGAGAAGUCGGGGAAGGGGAAGGGGCAAGGGGAGUCCCUGUCGAAGGAGGCGCUGCUGGAGAUGUUCCGGAGGGCGAUAGAGGCCCUGGAUGAGGGGCAUUAGGGUCCUAAAGGGGCCCUCACACGAUAAAUUUUUUCGUCAAUUAAUUGAUAUCAAUUUAUUGACGUCAAUGAAUUGAUGGAAAUCACUGUGCCCUCACACGGUCAAUGAUUUUACUUCAAUUUUCAGUUUGAUUCAUAAUUUCGAGAUGAAAGCAUCUGUGGCACUUGGAGUAGUGCUUGCUCUGGACACUCCAAAGCGAAAGAAGAGGAGUAAGUGGGUAAAGAAAUGGUAUCUCUGUCGAAGGGAACAAGGACAUACAAGAUUGCUGAGGGAAUAUAUUUUCCAUACAAUAUUUUAUAUGCGUCAGCCUUUUUCUCCCGGUCACUGUACUCGUCGGAUUUUAUUUUCCACAAGGCCGAUAAGGAUCUAUAAACGUCGAUUAUCUCCAUCAUCAUUUUACGCUCACUUUCUUUCUUCUUUUCAGCCAUGAUUACGAUGACGACUCUUUCACUGCUGCAAGGGAAAACACUAAAUUAUUGAUCAAUAUUGACGCUUUGCCCACACACGCUCAAUUUUAUUGAAGACCCAUCAAUAAAUAUCAAAGGAGUUUUGAUCUAUCAAUGAAUUGACUCAAUGACAUUGUUUCAAUUAAAUUGAUAUCAAUGUCCCCCUCACACGGUCAAUUUCUCCAUCAAUUCAUUGACGUCAAUAAAUUGAUAUCAAUUAAUUGACGAAAAAAUUGAUCGUGUGAGGGCCCCUUAAGACUCGCUUUUAUUAAGACUGUAGACUGUUUUAUUGUUUUUUUUUUCUAUUUGGUGCUAAAACUGGGUGCCUUUAUCUAAACGGUAAAAUCAUUUCAGUUUUGUUUAUUCAGUGAUAUAUAUCCCUAUAUAUUCCAUUCGUCUCAUAAGGAACAAAAGAGAUAUUGAUAUAAGAUUAUAAUCCACAAUAUCUGUUCACUAUUAGCUUAUUUUCAUUCUCCAAAGCUCACUCUCACCAUCAAAGACUUUCUCUUCCUCGAAAUAAUCAUCAAAAUACCACUUCAUUUUCCUCAUCACUAUGAUUCAUACUUAUCACUAUCAAACUGAUUACCAUUUACAUAAUUUAAUUCAAUACUGUUCCUUAAUUCCCAUUUCACUAUCACUUUUCUUUUCCAUUCAAUAUCAUUUGUACUCAUCAUCAUCACUAUCUCAUAGAGACUGUAACACCAACACCAUUUAAAAGUGACUGUGAUACCAUCAUUUCAUAGUGACUAUAACAACAUCUCAUAGUAACUGCAGUGCCAUCUCAUAGUGACUGAAAUACCACCAUUUCAUAGACUGUAAUACCAUCUCAUAGUGACUAACACCACCAUUUCAUAGAGACUGUAACCUCAACACCAUCUCAUAGUGACUGUAACCACCAUUUCAUAGUGACUGUAACACCACCAUCUCAUAGUGC
Molecule: messenger RNA, 2964 nt
Organism: Penaeus vannamei (Pacific white shrimp)
Lineage: Eukaryota; Metazoa; Arthropoda; Malacostraca; Decapoda; Penaeidae
Source: RefSeq, a predicted model, not a curated record